AUGAAAGGCUUUUCGAACUCAACGGGUGUCAUCAUUCCUAUUACUCUUUGUUUUAUUUUCUUUUUCGUUUAUCAUUCUGAAGACGUGCUUGCGAGGCAUCUGUGUCGUCCCGAACAAAGGGAUGCUCUUCUCGCUUUCAAAAACGAGUUUCAGAUUGGGGAGCCUAGUGAUUAUUGUAUGGCUUUUAGCUUUGAAACUCAUCGGACGACGGAGUCAUGGGGGAAUAACAGCGACUGUUGUAGUUGGAAGGGUAUAACGUGCAAUGUCAAGUCCGGAGAUGUGAUCGAGCUACACCUUCGCUGCAGCUUUCUCCAUGGCCAGUUUCAUUCCAAUACCAGUCUUCAAAACCUUCCUUUUCUAACCACUCUUGACCUUUCGGGUAACGAUUUUAAUGGCCAAAUCCCAUAUUCCAUUGGAAACCUUCCUCAUCUCACCAGUAUCGAUCUUUCUUAUAAUCAGUUUUCAGGUCAGAUUCCAACUUCCAUCGGAAACCUUUCUCAUCUUACCACUCUCCGCCUUUCACAAAAUCAUUUCAGUGGUCAGAUUCCAUCUUUCAUUGGAAACCUUUUUCAUCUAACCACUCUGACCCUUGGGGUUAGUGGCUUCAGUGGUCAGAUUCCAUCUUGGAUUGGCAACCUUUCUAAUCUUAACACUCUCGACCUUUCUUAUAAUCGAUUUUCUGGUCAAAUUUUGCCUUCAAUUGGAAACCUUACUCAACUCACCUCUCUCAACCUUUCUAUGAAUCAAUUUUCUGGUGAAAUCCCGUCUUCUAUUGAAAACCUUUCUCAACUCACCUAUCUCGACCUUUCAAUAAACAAUCUCGUUGGUGAAAUCCCAUCUUCUUUUGGCAAUCUAAACCAGCUGGCCUCUUUACUUGUUUAUUUCAACAAGCUCAGUGGGUAUUUUCCCAUUGUAAUACUGAAUUUGACAGGGCUGUCAGAUUUAUAUAUCUCCAACAAUCAGUUCAUUGGCGCGCUUCCUCCCAAUAUCACUUCACUAUCCAACUUGAUAGCUUUUGGAGCAAGUGAGAAUGCUUUCACUGGAACUAUCCCUCCUCCUCUCUUCACCAUUCCUUCUUUGAUAUUUAUUCGUCUGAGUGAUAACCAACUCAAUGGCACUCUUGAGUUUGGAAAUACAUCUUCUUCACCAUCUAACCUACGAAAGUUAGACAUUGGCAGCAACAACUUCAAAGGGCCAAUCCCCAGAUCCAUUUCCAAAUUUGUCAACCUCUCGGAACUUCACCUUUCUCAUUUCGACACGCAAGGCCCAGUUGAUUUCAGUAUCUUCUCGCAUCUCAAAUCACUCGAAGAUCUUGACCUAUCCUAUUUGAACACCACCACUACGAUUGAUUUGAAUGAAGUCUUAUCAUAUUCCAAAAGCCUCUCUGUUUUAGAUCUCUCAGGCAACCAUGUUUCAACAACAAACAAAAGUUCAGUUUCAAAUCCCCCUUCACAAUUGGUUAGAUUUUUGAACUUGUCAGGCUGCGGUAUCAUUGGGUUUCCAGAGCUGCUAAAAAUCCAUCAUGGAAUGAAAUCUCUAGACAUCUCCAACAACAGAAUCGGAGGUCAAGUUCCUGGCUGGUUAUGGACUCUACAAAACUUGACGUACGUGAAUCUUUCCAACAACACUUUCAUCGGUUUCCAGAGAUCGAAGAAGAAACAAGGACUAUCCUCUGUCGGGAAAACAUCUUUGGUGCACUUGUUUGGCUCCAACAACAACUUCAUGGGACAUAUUCCUUCUUUCAUAUGCGAGUUGCGUUCUCUAGAAACUCUCGAUUUAUCUGAAAACAACUUUAAUGGUUCAAUCCCUCGUUGUUUAGCAAACCUCAAGAAUACUCUUUCUGUUCUAAACCUUCGUCAGAAUAAUCUAAGCGGAGGUCUUCCAGAGCAUAUAUUUGAAAGUUUAAGGUCCUUUGACGUCGGUCAUAACCAACUUAUGGGAAAGCUUCCAAGAUCUUUGAAUCGUUUCUCUGCUCUUCAAGUUUUGAACGUGGAAAGCAACAAAAUCAACGACACAUUUCCGUUCUGGUUGGGUUCUCUACAAGAGCUACAAGUUCUUGUCCUUCGCUCCAAUGCAUUCCAUGGACCAAUGCAUCAAGCCUCUUUCCCUCAGUUGAGAAUCAUCGACAUAUCACAUAAUUACUUCUAUGGAACUUUGCCAUCAGAGUACUUUGUGAAGUGGAGUGCUAUGUCCUCAACUGGAAACAACGAAGUUGGGUCUGACGAUAUGUACAUGGGAGAUAGUGGAUCAAGCUAUUACCAUGAUUCAAUGGUUUUGAUGAAUAAAGGUAUAGAGAUGGAGCUAGUACGUAUCUUAAAAAUCUAUACAGCAAUCGAUUUUUCGGGAAACAAAUUUGAAGGAGAGAUUCCAAAGUCCAUCGGUUUAAUGAAAGAGCUUCAUGUACUCAACUUGUCAAACAAUGCUUUCACUGGCCGCAUCCCUUCCUCAAUGGGGAACCUGACAGCUCUUGAGUCGUUGGACGUUUCCCAAAACAAACUUUCAGGAGAAAUUCCACAAGAGCUAGGAAACCUCUCGUUCCUUUCGUAUAUGAACUUCUCUCAUAACCAGCUUUCAGGUCCAGUACCAGGAGGCCAUCAGUUUCAAACGCAGCCUUGCUCUUCCUUUGGGGAUAACCCAGGACUUCUCGGCUCUUCCCUUGAAAAAGUUUGCAGAGAUAUUCACACGACAGCAUCACAUCAACAGUAUGAAACGCUGGAAUCAGAGGAACAAGACGAAGAAGAGGUGAUUAGUUGGAUAGCAGCUGUAGGAGGAUUCGUACCUGGUAUUUCCUUUGGAUUUAUGAUUGGAUACAUAUUGCAUUCCUACAAGCCACAGUGGUUCAUUAACCCUUUUGGCCGAAACAGUCGUAUAUGGAGAAGCACCGCAACUCACUAGAGAGGGUGUCCAAGAUAACAACAAGAAUGAGGCAUAGAGAAAUGAAGCUCAUACUAUCUGCAUUAAUGUUUAUCAGCUCUCAUUGUCUCCAUUAUUCAACAAGGAUGAAAACUUCAGGUGCUUGACCAAAACUGGCAAAGAUCUUUCUUUCUCAACUGUCUAGUUAAUAAUUUUCUUAGCGCAUUUUGCUUGUGAAUAAGUGGACCAGAAGAGCAUGUACAAUAUUUGGUGUGAUUUAAAGCUUUUAGUUUAAUGUCCAUGUAAGUUUCAUGUGGUAGUUAAAUCAAACCUUAU
This is a messenger RNA of Capsella rubella, 3189 nucleotides long. RefSeq names its product receptor like protein 30. Gene Ontology annotation, molecular function: protein binding. The record is from RefSeq and is a predicted model, not a curated record. The transcript is spliced from 2 exons. NCBI's taxonomy places the organism in Eukaryota, Viridiplantae, Streptophyta, Magnoliopsida, Brassicales, Brassicaceae. The coding region runs from base 1 to 2895 and encodes 964 amino acids.